Lodderomyces pseudojiufengensis is the source of this 1122-nucleotide messenger RNA. RefSeq names its product Gly1p (gene GLY1). The coding region runs from base 1 to 1122 and encodes 373 amino acids. Lineage: Eukaryota; Fungi; Ascomycota; Pichiomycetes; Serinales; Debaryomycetaceae. Gene Ontology annotation, molecular function: L-allo-threonine aldolase activity. Gene Ontology annotation, cellular component: cytosol. The transcript has a single exon. The record is from RefSeq and is a predicted model, not a curated record. Gene Ontology annotation, biological process: L-threonine catabolic process; glycine biosynthetic process.
AUGACUCAAGAUGAAGAAGAAUUCCCACAAACUUAUAAUGAAUUUAGAAGUGAUACUUUCACAACACCAACUUAUGGAAUGAUAGAACACGGAUUUACAAAUGCAACAUAUGGAGAUUCAGUUUAUGGUGAAGAUGAAUCAACUUUAAAAUUAGAAAAAUUAAUGUGUGAUAUAACUGGUAAAGAAUCUGCAUUAUUUUGUAGUUCUGGAACAAUGUCAAAUCAAAUUGGUAUUAGAGCUAAUCUUUUUCAACCUCCAUAUUCUGUACUUUGUGAUUAUAGAUCUCAUAUCUUUCUCCAUGAAGCAAAUGGAUUAGCAUCACUAUCUCAAGCUAUGGUUCACCCGGUUAUACCCUCUAAUGGAAAUUAUUUAACUUUUGAAGAUAUUGUGGAAAACGUGACUUUAGAUGAUGGGGAUAUUCAUGCUGCUCCUACUAAAGUCAUAAGUUUAGAAAAUACAUUACAUGGAAUAAUUAUGCCAAUUCAAGAAAUUGCAAAAAUUAGUGAAUUUUGUAAAAUGAAUGAUAUAAGAUUACAUUGUGAUGGAGCAAGACUUUGGAAUGCAUCUAUAGCUACAGGAAUUACGAUAAAAGAAUAUUGUUCAUUUUUUGAUUCAGUUUCUUUAUGUUUAUCUAAAUCAUUGGGAGCACCAAUGGGGUCAAUAUUAGUUGGUGAUUCAAAAUUUAUAAAAAAAGCAAAUCAUUUUAAAAAACAAAAUGGAGGAGGUAUAAGACAAAGUGGAAUAAUGACAUCAAUGGCAAUAUACGCAAUUGAAAAUAAUUUACAAAAAUUAAUAAAAUCUCAUAAUUAUGCAAAACAAAUUGGUGAAUUUUGUAAUCAACAUGGAAUAAUCUUGGAAUCACCAGUAGAUACAAACUUUGUAUUUAUAGAUCUUAAAAGAAAUAAAAUGGAUGAUAAAUUAUUAAUAAAAUUAGGUCAUCAAAAAUACAAUAUUAAGUUAAUGGGAGGUAGAAUAGCAUGUCAUUUUCAAUUAAAUCAACAAAGUGUUGAUAAUGUUAAAAAAUGUAUUUUAGAAACUUAUUUAUAUAAUCAAAAACACCCAUAUAAAUCUGAUGGGAAAAACAACAAAAAAAUGUACAAUUUUGACGCAAUAAAACGAUAG